Molecule: messenger RNA, 1995 nt
Organism: Ostrinia nubilalis (European corn borer)
Lineage: Eukaryota; Metazoa; Arthropoda; Insecta; Lepidoptera; Crambidae
Product: carboxylesterase 4A
Exons: 11
Coding region: 47-1936 (629 amino acids)
Source: RefSeq, a predicted model, not a curated record
GCGAACGAGUCCGGUAUUCAGCUAUUUUUAAAUAUAUUUGCCUAAAAUGUUAUUAUGUAACCUUUGUGUGCUCUGUUCGGAAACCGUGAGGUGUAUACCUAAAUAUAUUAUUUGGUGUGUUGUUGCCGUUUCCUGCGUGUUAGCACAAGAUCCUGUCGUUAACAUACCACAAGGACGGAUAGCCGGUACAAAAGUUUACACAGAAAACUCACUAACGCCUAUAGAAAUAUUUUAUGGAAUCCCAUAUGCAAAUCCACCCAUUGGAAGAUACAGGUUUGCGGCACCAGAGAGACACGCUGGCUGGAGAAAGACAUUUUUAGCUCAUCGUAUGAGGCCUCGUUGUCCGCAAGUCAUUGAUGAGAAUACGGGCGAAAAUUACAAUGAAGACUGCCUGUUUUUAAACAUAUGGACAUCUCGGCGGGCAGACGGUAAAUCAAUGCCGGUUGUGGUGAUAUUUUACAGCGAAACCUGGGACCGUGGAGGAGUGACGUUACCCUGCGAGGAGUUAGCGGCUGAAGGCCUAGUGGUGGUCACCGUAGCAUACCGCCUAGGAGUUUUGGCAUUUUUCACGCUGCGGUCUUUGUCGGCUCGUGGUAAUCUUGCGCUGCUUGAUCAGUAUCUGGCACUGUUGUGGGUAAGAGACAACAUAUCCGCCUUUGGAGGCGAUCCAUCUGCUACUACGCUGAUUGGACAUUCAGCUGGUGCUGAUAGUAUCCUAAAUCACAUGGUUUCACCGCGGUCCGUCGGUCUAUUUCAAAGAGCAAUACUUAUGGCACCACGAUAUAUUUGGAAAGCGGUAGAUGAAGGUAGAGCAGUUAACGCUACUGAAAUGGAGCAAGUGUCUCGCAAAAUUGCUCAAUCAACUGGAUGCAUGAGUGAAUAUGAUCAGGAAAUAUUACACUGCAUGCGUGACAAGCCUUUGUUUGAUAUUAUGUCUUUGUAUUCGCGCUUUAAUUGGAAUGAAACAUUGCAACCCGUACCCGACAAUUUCCUACCGAUCUCUGAACAGUAUCUGCCGGUUUCAUUGGCAAUGGCACUCUCAGCUACGAAGCAACCUAUUAUGCCAAUUGAUCUACUGUUGGGCGCCACCGAUUUGGAAGAUAUAAACCACAGAGAUGAUCACUACCUUGAGUUGUUGAAACGGAGUCCAUCGCAAAUAAAUGAAUACGCAAACAUAGAAAGAAUACCCGAACUAUUGAAGAUGUUUUUAAUUUACCGAACAGAUUCUGCGCCAUUGUUAUCACAGGCAAUUCAUUGGGAAUAUUGGCGAGUAAAAUCGAAUAAAGAUUAUGGUAACAAGUCACUUGAUGCUGUAGAGGGGCUGGCUCGAAUGGAGUCGUCGGCAAGGUGGAGCGUUGGUAACGCAUUAUUGGCAGCUAGAUUAGCUCGACGCAUAAGUCGGCUUUACGUCUACCGCUACUUGCAACCGAGCGUUACUGAUCUCCAUGGACAUCAGCUUAACUAUACAGGAGCGGUACAUGGAGCAGAUCUAAUCGCAUUACUGGGAGAUGCAUUUAUGUUACAAAUUGCUCGUCGACCAGCAACACAGGAACAAAAGCGGAUAUCUGUAAAGUUCCGACAGUUCAUUGUAAAUUUCAUAAAAUUUGGCAUUCCAGCAGUGGAAACAGUUUGGCAACGGUAUAAAGUUGGGGACGGUUACGUACAUGGAAUACACGACGAUAUCACUUCACAAAACGUGCAAAAUGUUAACCGAGAUGCAGCUUUCUGGCUUCAAUAUCUUCCACAAUUAUACAGCAUUUCGUCAUCUCCAGUGCAUACUGAACAAGUAGCUUCACAACAAGGAGAAAACAGACUUCGUGGUGGCGUAUUCGCAAUGUGCGGGGUGUCGGCCGUAUUGCUUUUAUUACUCUCAAUAAGUAUAAUAUUUCUACAUAGGACACGUGCUCGUCGUGCAUCAAUAGAUAUUCAUCGUUAGUAAUGUUAUAAAUAAUAUCAAUGUACCUACUUAUUUAAUAAAUGUUUUAUAUAAUUUAA